Tachysurus fulvidraco (yellow catfish) is the source of this 1722-nucleotide messenger RNA. It is a transcript of the gene ankrd49, whose product is annotated as ankyrin repeat domain 49. The transcript has 3 exons. NCBI's taxonomy places the organism in Eukaryota, Metazoa, Chordata, Actinopteri, Siluriformes, Bagridae. The record is from RefSeq and is a predicted model, not a curated record. Bases 168 to 830 code for a protein of 220 amino acids. Gene Ontology annotation, molecular function: protein binding.
CCCCAUCCAGGAAGUGGUUGUUCACGUGUCCCAGAAUUGUUUUUUUUUCUACAGUACUGCUCCUAAAAUAUUACCUUUAUAUUUCAAUACACACUUUAAAACAAAAGCUUUUACAUAAGUUUCAGUCUGUAUUGUAAUUCUCUGUAUUCUGUGUUAUAGCAGCGGCCAUGGAGUUUCCAGAAGGCUUUAACCAACUGGAGCUGUUAGAAUCGCACGGCCACAUGAUCCCAGUGGGGAUGGAGAGCGCCUGGGAUGAGGAGGAGGAGGAUAGUGAAGAUGAUGACAGCCAGCACAGUGAGGAGUGGUUCCAGCAACAGGAACUAAAACGUAAAGACAAUCCAGAGGAGCUGAUGCUCUGGGCUGCAGAGAAGAACCGAUUGUCCACAGUGCAGCAUCUGGCUGUAUCCGAUCCAUCCCUCGUUAACUGCCAUGACGACGACGGCUACACACCUCUCCACCGCGCUUCAUACAGUGGCCACACUCUCAUCGUGUCCUUCCUCCUGGACUCGGGCGCAGAUCUUCACGCCAGGACAGUGGAUGGCUGGACGCCUUUGCACAGCGCCUCCCACUGGGGACACACCGCUAUUGUAUCAAAUCUCCUGCACCGGGGGUCAGAUGUUAAUGCCAUGACAAAUGGUCAGCUUACACCUCUGCAGCUGGCGGCGGGAAACCCUGCAGCACCGCAGACCCUAGAGCUCCUACUGUCUCAGCGCACCCUGCAGGCAGGUCUGAGGAACAGUGCUGGGGAGAUGGCCUAUGACAUCGCACUUAGGAAAACGGCACACUACGGCUUGUUUGAGAUCACAGAGCCCUGCAACAAUGUCUACUGAGAGUUUCCAGACAAAACAGAGAAAGCAAGACAUCUGAGGAGGAAAGACAGAAACAGACAGAAAUGUUGCUCAUUAUUACCAGAGAUGUACCUUCACUGAUAUACACAUUAAUCUCAUUCCCAUCUCCUUUACUCAAGGAGUUCAAUGGUAGCAGAUACAGAAGAACAGCCAAUGGAAAGGGAACACAGGAACAUCUCUCUUGUUCCUGUGUGAUGUGUCUGGAAGAUUAGGGCCACUAGUAAUCAUCAACAUAGACAAUCCAACCAAAUGAAAAUAAAAGCUGUAAAUAACAUGGAAAUAGACCAGACUUUAAUGUGAUUAAAACUGUCUGCUAGUGCAGGAACACACACACACACACACACACACAAAUUCAGGAAACAAACAAAGAAAAAAUAAAAUUUUCAGCUAUGUCACUAAUCUAUUAAAACCUUUUUAAUUUUUCAUUAUUCGCUUCGUCAGUAUUGGUGUGAUGUGAUUGUGAUGGUGUUAAGGUGAUCUGGUGUGUUGUAAUUAUAUGAUGUGAGGUGUGGUGUUAUUGUAUAAUGUGGUGGUGUGAUGUGAUGAACAUACAGUAUUUAUACUGCCUGCCGCUGUUUCUGUUUAUUGUCUUUUGUGUAGUGUCUUUGUUGUAUUUUUUGUAUUGUCUUUUGUGUAUAGUCUUGUAAUGUAUGUCUUUUGUUCUGCACUGUCUUGUUUGUCUUGUUUGUCUUGUCCUGCAUUGUUUGCACCAGGUUGCACAGAUGCACUUUGUGGCUAAGAUUUAGUGACCAAUUCCCUAGCUCUGUCUUUGUUUUGUGUAGCACCACAAUCCUGGAGAAACGUUGUCUCAUUUCACAGUGUACUGCAACAGCUAUAUAUGGUUGAAAUGACAAUAAAAAGCUACUUGACUUGA